AUGUUUCCAACACCACUAACCCCUCAUUUGAAGAGAAGUGAGUUCACCAGUGUAUACCCACCUAGUGAGGACACAUUCCUUCUCCUAGACUGUUUGGAAGAGUUCUACACAGCAGGAGAUAACAACCACCCUCUCAUUUCUCUUGAGAUAGGUUCAGGUUCUGGUGUUAUAUCCACAUUUGUUCAGGGAAUCUGCCCUGAAACUUACUGUAUAGCUGUUGAUAUCAACAAGCAAGCCGCUGAAGCUAGCAAAGAAACCUCACUUGUAAACAAGAAAGAAGUAGAAGUAGUGUGCAGUGAUCUCGGAGCAGGAUUAUCAGGAUUGUUUGGGAAAGUAGAUCUGCUGAUCUUCAACCCUCCGUACGUUCCUACUGAAUCAGAAGAGGUUUCUAGUUCCGGUAUUGAGGCAUCUUGGGCUGGUGGUAUCGACGGUAGAGAGGUUAUUGACAACUGUCUGGUUCUAUUGUUGGAGAGAGAAAAGCUGGUAUUGAAAAGUUGUGGGUGA
Messenger RNA from Bolinopsis microptera, 504 nucleotides. RefSeq names its product methyltransferase N6AMT1-like. Lineage: Eukaryota; Metazoa; Ctenophora; Tentaculata; Lobata; Bolinopsidae. Gene Ontology annotation, biological process: methylation. The record is from RefSeq and is a predicted model, not a curated record. The transcript is spliced from 2 exons. Gene Ontology annotation, molecular function: protein methyltransferase activity; S-adenosylmethionine-dependent methyltransferase activity; nucleic acid binding. Gene Ontology annotation, cellular component: eRF1 methyltransferase complex. Bases 1 to 504 code for a protein of 167 amino acids.